This is a messenger RNA of Rotaria socialis, 3492 nucleotides long. The record is from the annotation of a GenBank genome assembly. NCBI's taxonomy places the organism in Eukaryota, Metazoa, Rotifera, Eurotatoria, Philodinida, Philodinidae.
AUGACUAAAACCUACAAAUCAGCUGAGAAAUCUCGAUCUAUGGGUAUCACAGAAGAUUAUCUAGUAGAUAAUCCUAUUCAAGUGAAAUUUAUGAGCAACCCUAAAUUCUGUUCUACUCUAAAAAAGUAUUUCGAGAAGACAUUUGCUGUACUAAUCGUGAUCAAACAACCAGACGAUGAUGAAGAAGAAAAUACUUAUACGAUUCAAAUCUCAGGCGAAUUUGCUGAACGUGUCCAAUCGUGUAGAAAUGAACUAGAUAAUAUGUUCCGGUCAAUUCAAAAAGAAAUAGUAUGUGCUAAUGAUAAAAUACAAUCGUUUCUAGCAUAUCAUCGAUGUGCAGUUGAUAUUAUUCAAAAUAUUCUGAAUCACAAAAAGGAAUUCGUUGUAAUAGAAUUAAAGAAUAGCAAGACGUGUGUUAUUCAUUAUUUUAAAUAUAAAAUGCCUUUUUAUAUGCAUAAUAUUAAUGAAACUAUUAAGAACAAUGCAUUAGAAGUGACAUUAAUCUUACCAUUUCAUUCUGAGCAAACAAUCAAGUGUUCAGAAGAUUUUCAACAGAAGAUACAAGAAAACAAUCUUGCCGAAGACAUGAUAUCGAUUCGUCUGAUUGACAUGCUUGAUGAUCAUGUGCCAAAGUUUAUCAAACAAAAAAGGCGACAACAAUUGAGAAUAUUCGGUUAUCAUAAAACCGUUCGGGAAUUCGAACAACAGUACAAAGAGUGGUUCAAUCGGUAUCAACUGAAUACUUUCAGUUUACAACUUAAUCCGAUGCAGAUGGAUUACCUAACCCACGUAUGUUCAGCAUCAGUGAGAGAAAUCGAAAGAAGGUAUCACUCAGAUGGUGUUAGUUUACAAAUCAAAUCAAACGAGUUUAUAGCUCCGUUGUAUGUUACAGAAGAAGUCGUCACGCAAAUCAACGAUUUAUUUUCAAACAUGAAGACCGUGAAAUUUCAGACAGCUGAAAUAUUUCAAGCCAUUGCUGAAAGAGAAAUCGAACGUCUACAGUGCAUUGCGCAUCGCAAUCAAUGUCAUAUCCAUCAACAUGAGUUCGCAACAGACAACUCUAGAGCAUACAUUGUACCAAAAGCAAUAGAUUCGAACACUAUCGAGAAAGCUUCAUCGAAAUUUCUACUUGCACAGUCAAAUUUAUUUGGUUUAUCCACUGAUGUGAUCAGAAAAGUUCAACUGAGUAAGGGAUCAAUCAGUGUUUGUAUUGGAGAUAUCGCCAAAGAAAAGGCGGAUGUCAUUGUGGUACCAUCAACAUCGAAUGGUCUGUGCGAAAGAAUCAUUGAACAAGCUGGUUUAAAUGUAAACACAUUGACAUAUCAACCCAACCAACAGAAAUCAAACAUAAAAUUUAUUGAAGCACAAUCAAAACAAUUAUUAUGCAAAAGCAUUUUAUUCUCAAAUUGGACACCACCCAUUACCAGUGACGAUAAUACUUUCCGACGAUCAGCACAAGGCUUCAUCGCAAAAUCAAUUCAAUAUGCUAUUACUCAGCUAAACGCUGAAUCAGUCGCUUUUGCGCUCCCCGACUUAUACGAUAAAGAAGAUACUAUUACGAACGCUAUAGUUGAAGAAACGAAACGUCAACUCGAACGGUCAUCAACUGUUGACGUAUCAUUCGUAUUUUUCUAUGAUCAAAAAGAAUUAUUUGAUAUGUUUGCUACGGAAAUGGAAAAACUGCACAGUUUUCUAGAAUUUUCAUUUCCCACGAUAACUAUGCAAAUCACGCUUUUAAGUUCUAGCCGUAAAUCAUUAAAAAAAUGUCAGAACAAAAUAGAAAGUUAUCUCAAGCGAUUGAUGACUAAAUCGAAAUUAGAAUUCAAGAAUGACGAUAGAGCCUUUAAACAAUGGAAUCAACAUCUAAUUAAUGCAUAUUAUUUUUAUUGCAAAGAACGAUGUGUUCUCUCAAUAAUCCUAGAUAAUAGUAAUAGGCAAGUGAUAGAAUUGUGUGGACCACCUGAACGUAUUCAAGAAGUUAGAGACAAGUACAGAUUACUAGAUACAUUGCAAAAACAAAAAUUACAAAUACAAACAACACUACGACUCAAUUCCUCUACUCCUCGAGCAGCAAUGAAUAUCACAUGUUACAAUAUCAUGUUGGUGCAUAAUCCAAAUGACCAAGCUCGAUGUCAACGUUUAGCAGAUCGUCUUAUUGAUGAUGGUUUCUCUGCACUGAUGAUAGACACUGCAACAACAAUGAUUCCAAUUGAUAAAUGUGAUUGUAUUAUCAUAUGUCUUAGUCAUCGUUCACAAGAGAAUGAAGAAGCAAUCGCGAAUGCUGUUAAUGGAGCAGAUGCUAAAGUUAUUUUAACGAAUAUUCAGUACUUUAAUACGUCGGUUAGCGGUUGGUUACAUGAGUAUAUGAUCGGAAAACUUUGCUAUUAUUUGUAUGGAUCGGAUAGUUAUUUCAAUUUAGAAUACGAUAAAUUAAUGUUAGAAGUGUUGAAAAUCACGAAACCUGGUUAUAUCUCGCUGUUACAAUCGACAGUAAACACGUCUGAUGAGUUACAACAAGUACGACAACAAACAGAACAACAACGAAAGCACUUGUAUAAUAAAAGAGUUAAAAAACUAAUGAAAUUAGGGAAAAUAGAUGGUGACGACAUGAAAAAGUGCAUUGAAAAGGUAAAAGAUAUAUUAAAGGAACCAGAAACGGAUCGAGACGAAAUGGAAGAUGAGUCCAUGGUCGAUGAAGAGAAUGAAACUAAUCAAGAGAUACCACAUGUUGAAUCAUCGCUUUUGUUGUUUCAUCGCUGGUUGAAUAAAGCACCGAAUGUAUCUAAACAAAAUAUACCUCCAUUCACGUUAACAGGUGAUAUCAACGAUGCUAUUUUCCCAUUACCUGAAGAUAUGAAUAAAAACAAAGAAGAAUUUAUGCAACGAUACUUUACAAAGUAUAGACCAUUUGGCAUGAUAGGAUCUUUGACGUUUAGCAUGAGUGGCCACCCAAGAACAACAUCAAGUCCAUACGGAAACAUUCCAGUUAAACAGUUAUAUCUCGCUGAUCGUACAUUUGGUAUUCCAUCAACCGAAAUUUCUCAAGAAAAUGAGCAACUCACCUCUGAGCGUAUAUUUGGUAUUCCAUCAACCGAAAUUUCUCAAGAAAAUGAGCAACUCAUCUCUGAGCGUCGUAAUUUCUUCUCUGCCCAUGCAGUUGGGCGCAAUGUAUGGGAAAAUUUUCCUUUAUCCAGAUCAAUAGCGAUGUCUGAAAAGGGACGCAUCUCUAACCGUUGUAAGUUCUUCCCUCCGAAAGCAUUUGGACGCAAUGUAUGGGCAAAUUAUCCUUUACUCAGUCCAAGCGUAAUGGAUGCACCAAUUCCAGUUCCAACCAAUUCAAUUCCAAUUCUUGAUUUGGAAUUGGUCUGGAAUUGGUUGGAAUUGGAACUGGAAUUGGUCGGAAUUGGUCUGGAAUUGAAAUUGAAAUUGAUCGGAAUUGAUUGGAAUUGGAAUUGGUCGGCAUUGGCUGAAAUUACGCUGGAAUUAGUUUAG